Puccinia triticina is the source of this 1083-nucleotide messenger RNA. RefSeq lists its product as uncharacterized. Lineage: Eukaryota; Fungi; Basidiomycota; Pucciniomycetes; Pucciniales; Pucciniaceae. The record is from RefSeq and is a predicted model, not a curated record. The transcript is spliced from 4 exons. The coding region runs from base 1 to 1083 and encodes 360 amino acids.
AUGGGAGCGGAGCUGCGCUUGCUGGCUGACCGGAGGCCUGUUUGUGAGCGGGAGGGCAAGCUUCGGCAAUCUUGUCGAUCGAGCGCUUUCGCCGGCGGCCCGCCAACCCGAGCUCACUAUCCCUCACCACCAUCCACCCAAAGAACCCAUCGAUCAAGAUCGCGCUCUUCGUCCUGUUCUUUCAGAGAUUCCUGCUCUCCUUCUUCGACCAUCUCGGCCUCUCCACCCACCGAAUACUGGUCCCGCUCGAAUAUCGCCGACGGCGUCAACGCACUCGCAACUACAGACGAGAUGGUCGUCGUCGGCCUGUUCCAGCUCUACGCUUUGUUCAUUCCUCUUCCCUAUACCCCCUCUUCCUUGACAUCGCUUAUUCUACUCUCUUUCUCCGCUGACCGUAUACCGGGUAUCGCGCGCUCACCAAAGGCUGAGGAAUCAACGGAUAGAAAAUGUAUAGGUUUUUUUCGAACUAUCGGGAUUUUGGAAGGGAUUCACAUAGGGAUGGACAUCCAGUUCCUGGUCGACCAGAUGCGCGCGGGCCGAGUACACCAAGUCGUGGCACGCGAGGCCGCAGGCCGCGAACGCGCUGGGCUUCCCAGUGGCGAUCCCGAGCACGCGCGGAUCCGCGGCCGCGAGGGGGCCGAACGCACCCAGAAGCCGGCCGUAAGAAUGGGCCCAUUCGGGACCCGGUGGACCGAAGUGGGAUGCCAAGCUAGCGGGGAAGGUCCCGAGAGCUCCGAGCGAGCCCGAGCCGGCCUAAGAAGCCGCGUGUCUCUUCUUCCUGUCCCUCCGUUCAAGACAGAUCACUCACACAAGAAAGGCAGAAAGUGGAUGACGCUCGACCCCCUCGACUCGCCAUAUUUCUCCUCGCCGUUCGCCGAGAAUCUCAGCGGCCACCUUCCGCCCCCUUCCGACAUCGACACCCUCUUCCACUCGUCCGCUUCCUCCCGCCAUAUACGCGCCGGCUCCGACGGCUCCGGUAGCGACCUUCCUGACUCGUUGCCCUACAUAUAUAACGCAUCCUCGCCUUCCAGAAAACCGGCUGAGGUGAUCACAAACUCUCGCCUGCCGGGGGGCGCGGCGUGA